AUGCCAUCCAAAGAGUCUUGGUCGGGGAGGAAAACUAAUAGAGCUACAGUUCACAAAUCAAAACAAGAGGGCCGUCAGCAAGAUUUAUUGAUAGCAGCCUUGGGAAUGAAACUGGGUUCUCAAAAGUCGUCUGUGACAAUCUGGCAACCUCUGAAACUCUUUGCUUAUUCGCAGUUGACAUCACUUGUUAGAAGAGCAACUCUGAAAGAAAAUGAACAAAUUCCAAAAUAUGAAAAGGUUCACAAUUUCAAGGUGCAUACUUUCCGAGGGCCACACUGGUGUGAAUACUGUGCCAACUUCAUGUGGGGUCUUAUUGCUCAGGGAGUGAAGUGUGCAGAUUGUGGAUUGAAUGUUCACAAGCAGUGUUCCAAGAUGGUCCCCAAUGACUGUAAGCCAGACCUGAAGCACGUGAAGAAGGUGUACAGCUGCGACCUGACAACACUCGUGAAAGCCCACAUCACCAAGCGGCCAAUGGUGGUAGACAUGUGCAUCAGGGAGAUCGAGUCCAGAGGUCUUAAUUCUGAAGGACUCUACCGAGUAUCAGGAUUUAGUGACCUAAUUGAAGAUGUCAAGAUGGCUUUUGAUAGAGACGGUGAAAAGGCGGAUAUUUCUGUGAACAUGUAUGAGGACAUCAACAUUAUCACGGGUGCACUUAAACUGUACUUCAGGGAUCUGCCAAUUCCUCUCAUCACGUACGAUGCCUACCCCAAGUUCAUAGAGUCUGCCAAAAUUAUGGACCCUGAUGAGCAAUUGGAGACCCUUCACGAAGCACUGAGAUCGCUGCCGCCCGCCCACUGCGAGACGCUCCGGUACCUCAUGGCACAUCUCAAGAGAGUGACCCUUCAUGAGAAGGAGAAUCUGAUGAGUGCAGAGAACCUUGGGAUCGUGUUUGGUCCAACCCUCAUGAGAUCACCGGAGCUAGACCCCAUGGCCGCCCUGAAUGACAUACGCUAUCAGAGACUGGUGGUGGAGCUGCUUAUCAAAAAUGAAGACAUUUUAUUUUAGAGUUUUGAUUUGAGGAGAAAAGAAAUGGUUUACAGAUGAAGGAAUGUUUUCUAGUAAUUUAAUUAGCUUCAUUAGCUGAAUUGUUUCUCGGUUAGAGGUUUGGCCAAAUACCCAGAUUAAAAUGAAGGAACUUCCUGUCAUUUCUAUAGCACUGCUCAGCCAUCCUUGUAAAACAGUGAACACAUGCUUUCUGGUCCUGGUAAUCCUGGGUGUUUAUCAUGUUAAGAGAAAUUCAAGCUACUGCAUGAUUACCCCUUUCCGGUGAGGAAACCCCAUAUUGCGGAAUCACAGACUUGUGCCUGCGCCACCUCUCUGUCCUGGGCUGUCUGUGGUUGUCACCCAGCAUGCUUCCCAGAGUAAACUGUCAUGACUUUGCUUUUGGGGUCCAUGCCAUUGGUUUCUGAUGCUUGCACACACACGCAUACACACAUAUAAGCAGCGCCCUAGCUGUUGCAUCCCCAUCCCUGUACCAUAUGCCAACUCCACAACGGUUCCUUCCAGCUUCCUCCUCCUCCUCUGACAUAGCGCUUUGUCCUCAGCAGAAGCAAGAUGUGUUUUCAGAUGUUACUUCAGUAAGCUAUCAAUAAAAAUGCACCACACAGCA
Messenger RNA from Grammomys surdaster, 1609 nucleotides. RefSeq names its product chimerin 1 (gene Chn1). Gene Ontology annotation, molecular function: GTPase activator activity. Bases 1 to 1005 code for a protein of 334 amino acids. The transcript has 7 exons. The record is from RefSeq and is a predicted model, not a curated record. NCBI's taxonomy places the organism in Eukaryota, Metazoa, Chordata, Mammalia, Rodentia, Muridae. Gene Ontology annotation, biological process: signal transduction; positive regulation of GTPase activity.